Messenger RNA from Diprion similis, 1873 nucleotides. It is a transcript of the gene Tango4, whose product is annotated as pleiotropic regulator 1. The coding region runs from base 154 to 1680 and encodes 508 amino acids. Lineage: Eukaryota; Metazoa; Arthropoda; Insecta; Hymenoptera; Diprionidae. The transcript has 9 exons. The record is from RefSeq and is a predicted model, not a curated record. Gene Ontology annotation, biological process: mRNA splicing, via spliceosome. Gene Ontology annotation, cellular component: precatalytic spliceosome; Prp19 complex; catalytic step 2 spliceosome. Gene Ontology annotation, molecular function: protein binding.
UCGAUAGUUUUUAUUCUUUACCUUUGUUUUGCAAUAUCACCAUGUUAUUGCUAUGAUCGUCAGCAAAUGCAAUAAAAAAUAUCGUUCUUCUUGAAUUAAUACAACCGACACUUAAGUUCACCGAUUAUCUUAACCGACUACUUUUCGAUAGCUAUGGACGUCCAACGACACUCGGUACACACCCUGGUGUUUCGUUCUCUGAAGCGAACACAUGACAUGUUUUUGUCAAAUCAAGGAACUCUUCCUCCUGUUGAUCCUUCAACGGAGUUGUUGAAAAAAGCCAUCAAGUCCAAAGACUCCUACUCGCCAGUCUUAGAUCGAGUUAGACGAAACAAUCACCUGAAAUCCAAUCAUGAUCACAAUUCAGAUCCUCCCCCACCUGGUGAUGAUACUUUCAAUGGAGGUAACAAUUCAUCUGCGAUGGUACCUUACGGAGGUGGAAUGGGCAGCUCAGUCAGUCUGAGUUCAACAAUGCCUGCUAAUACCAACAGCUCUUCGUCAACUGUAAUGAAUCUCCCUCCAAAGAAAACCCCAGCAAUAGCAAAACCUCGCUGGCACGCUCCUUGGAAAUUGUAUAGAGUAAUAAGUGGCCAUCUUGGCUGGGUACGGUGCUGCGCUAUCGAACCUGGCAACGACUGGUUCGCCACAGGAUCAGCUGACAGAGUUAUCAAGAUUUGGGAUCUUGCUAGUGGAAAGUUGAAAGUAUCUUUAACUGGACAUAUCAGUAGCGUUCGUGGGCUUGCCGUGUCUCAUAGACACCCGUAUUUGUUCUCAUGUGGAGAAGAUCGUCAAGUUAAAUGCUGGGAUCUAGAAUACAACAAGGUCAUAAGGCAUUACCACGGUCACUUGUCAGCAGUUUAUUCCAUGGCUUUGCAUCCAAAUAUUGAUGUACUAGUCACAGCAGGCAGAGAUUCGACGGCUCGCGUUUGGGAUAUGCGAACGAAAGCGAACGUUCACACGCUGGCAGGACAUACAAAUACAGUAGCCAGUGUGAUAUGUCAGGCAGCAGAACCUCAGGUCAUAACUGGUAGUCACGACUGUACGAUUAGACUGUGGGACUUGGCUGCCGGAAAAUCUAGAGCAACUUUAACGAACCACAAAAAGAGCGUUAGAUCCGUUGUGUUUCAUCCGACGUUGUACAUGUUUGCGUCAGCUUCACCAGAUAAUAUCAAACAAUGGAAAUGCCCCGAAGGAAAAUUCAUCCAAAACUUAUCUGGUCAUAACGCGAUUGUCAACUGCCUGGCGGUUAAUGCAGAUGGUGUACUUGUGUCUGGUGCUGACAAUGGUUCCAUGCAACUAUGGGAUUGGAGGACUGGCUACAACUUCCAAAGACUUCAAGCCCCAGUUCAACCUGGUUCAAUGGAUAGCGAAGCGGGCGUUUUUAGUAUUACAUUCGACAUGUCUGGGACGCGCAUGAUAACUACUGAAGCCGACAAAACGAUAAAAGUCUACAAGGAAGACGACACAGCGGUGCGUUUAGUGUUUUAUAUGAAAUUUUGCAUGAAUUUAUUUAUCAUGAUUGUUUCCUAUUCACAAUUUUUUUUAUUUUUUUGUAAAACAAAACUUAAAUAUAUUUGUAUGCAACGACCAAAUAGUAUGACUAUAAUCUACGUCUGGAAUUUCCGUUUCGUUUCACCGUUGAUUAUUGUAAUCGAUAAUAAUCAUUUCGUGACUAAUUAAACGUAUGAAUGAUUCUUUACAGUCCGAAGAAAGUCAUCCGAUUAAUUGGAGGCCUGACAUCAUUAAGCGAAGAAAAUAUUAGUGAAUACAUCAACAUUAAGCAACGGUGUGUUUAUACAAUAAUAAUUUAAAGAUAAGUUGUAUCGUUAGACGAUUUACGAAUUGAUUGUAAAUAAAGCUUGCAUUUUCACAA